UAAAAGCAAAGGGCUUGCUUCAUUGCUUUAAAAUUUUUUCAAUCGAAGCGUAUGAUUCUCUGAUUUCUGAUUUCUGAUAGUUUCCUGUAAGCAGUAAUUGACCAGCUCCAUGCACUGGACUGCACUAGAUACCAAUUCCAAAAGCCUAUAUCUUCCAACAGAUGUACGAUAAGAUAUGGUCAGACUGUAUCAGAACGAGAAGAGAAAGUGCAUGUCAACGUUGGUAGAAAGAGAGAGAAAAGAGAUCACCAAAUCAAAGCUCGAAGCAGCUGUAACUUUGUCAGGCUUCGAAUGACACGAGAGAGAAAUGGAGAGAGAGAGAAAUAGAAAAGUAAGCUACGUAGAGUGUAAUUAUAAACAUAGCCUGUGUAAAAUAAAUAACCCUUUAAAGAGUUUGGUUCAGUCAGUCUGGUUGGCCAUUAAAAAUGCCAGAAAAAGCCAAUUUUGAUUAACCGUUACCUCCCACGCAGCGGGCUUCUUCUUUAAUUCUGGCUUCUCUCAGUCUUAGAGACUUAAUUACCAUAUCUUAUAUUUGGAAUCAUCAUUGUUGUUUCUCUUUCAUCUUCCUGAUUUCCAGGCGACUGAGAUAAAAUGUCGCCGGCGGCGAAGAAAAAUGCUCAUGAUGGAGUGGAAGACAAGCGUUAUCCUGCUCCUCUUGCUUCUCAUGAAGAAGUUGUUAAGGACCCUCUUACUUUCUGGGACACUCUCAGGCGCUUUCAUUCUAUAAUGGGGACAAAGUUUAUGAUUCCUGCAUUGUGAGGGCAAGAGCUAGAUUUGUAUAUUUAUUAUGUAGAGGCCACUAAAAAGGGUGGCUAUGAAAAGGUUGUUCAAGAAAAAAAAUGGAGGGAAGUGGGUUCUGUGUUUAACUUCUCUCCAACAACAACCAGUGCUUCUUUUGUAUUGAGAAAACAUUACUUUGGCCUUCUUUUCCAUUAUGAACAAGUUCAUUUCUUUAAGGUCCAAGGUCCAAUAUGUUCUACAACAGCUGCAUCUCCUGGAAGACCUGAAUUGGCUAUUGUGGAAUAUUCCCCUAAACCGACAAGGGCUUGUCCUGAUCCACCUACUGGAGGAUCUUCAUUUUCAGCUAUUGGAACUAUUGAUGGGAAAUUUGAUUGUGGUUAUCUAGUGUCUGUGCAAGUGGGUUCAGAGGUGCUUAGUGGAGUCAUUUACCAUCCAGAUAAAAUAGGCACAUCUUCUUCUAUUGUCCAAUAUAGUAAUGCUCUUAUUCCAUUCACUAGAAACCGUAAACCUCGAUAUUCCGGCCGGAGGAGGAGAAGCAGACGAGGAGGGGACCCCAGCCACCCUAAACCCAAUAGAAGUGGUUAUAACUUUUUCUUCGCUGAAAAACACUAUAAGCUUAAAUCUCUAUACCCAAACAGAGAAAGGGAGUUUACCAAAAUUAUUGGUCAGUCAUGGAGUAAUCUCAGUGCAGAAGAGAGGAUGGUAUACCAGAAUAUUGGAAUGAAGGACAAGGAAAGAUACAAGAGAGAGUUGAAAGAGUACAAAGAAAGACUAAAGCUUAGGGAGACCACGGAAGUUGUGAGAGCUGAUUACUAGAGCUUCAGGAAACAGGAAAUUGAAUCAAGCUAAAGAAUCUAGUGCACGUUUCCAUGUGUAGAUGUAAAUUAAUUUUCAAUAUAGGUUUUCUCAUGAAGUUCUUGUUUAUGGAUUUCA
This is a messenger RNA of Jatropha curcas, 1674 nucleotides long. Its product is annotated as HMG (high mobility group) box protein with ARID/BRIGHT DNA-binding domain-containing protein. Gene Ontology annotation, molecular function: DNA binding. NCBI's taxonomy places the organism in Eukaryota, Viridiplantae, Streptophyta, Magnoliopsida, Malpighiales, Euphorbiaceae. The record is from RefSeq and is a predicted model, not a curated record.